Messenger RNA from Symbiodinium sp. CCMP2456, 2458 nucleotides. NCBI's taxonomy places the organism in Eukaryota, Dinophyceae, Suessiales, Symbiodiniaceae. The record is from the annotation of a GenBank genome assembly.
AUGGUUGUUCUUGUCGGUGGAGGAACAGGGAAUGUCGGCUCUGCUGUGGUGCAAGCGCUGUCAUCUUCUGGUUUCGCUGUGAAGGUUCUGUCUCGGGAUCUGUCCACGGCGAAAGCAUCGAAGCUCUCGCAUUUGCCCGGCGUCUCAUGUGUUCAAGGCAACAUGAGCGAUCGGACGGCUUUGGCAUCUGCGUUCGAUGGCGUAACCGCUUGCUUUCUGGGCUGUUCAAAUUCUGAGCAGCAAGUCCGAGACGAGAUCGCCUUCAUCGACGCAGCUCAGAGCUGCGGCUGCCGGUACCUGGUGAAGCUGGGGACCUGCGGGGCUCCAGGCUACACCUCCGCAGACAGCAUCAUCCAGUAUGGCCGUUUCCAUGCUGAGAUCGAGAAACACCUGUCUUCGACAGAUCUGGAAUGGACAGUCCUGAGGCCAAAUUUUUUCUUGCAGAACCACAUUGCAGACAUCUUCGGAUCCGUUCCGCAAGGAGUCGUUGCAUAUCCAGUCCAGCCCACGAGCUUGGCACGAAGCGUGGACGUAAGGGAUGUCGGCCAUCUUGCCGCAAAGCUCCUGAUGCUGAGCCCCGAGGAAAGAAGAAAGCACCAAGGCAAGAUCUACGACGUCUGCGGCCCAGAGGCCGUCAGCACGACGGACGUGGCUGCGCAUUUCUCUGCAGCCCUCGGCCGCACCAUUGCAGCGGUGCAGAUUUCUGCAGAAGACUGGAGCGGGAAUGCGGAGAAGGCUGGCUUCCCCGGUUGGCUGGCGCAAGCAGUGUGCCGGAACUUCACAGACUUCUGGGACAAGGGACUCCUGGACUUCCCCAGCAGCCCAGAGGUCCUGGAGAUUCUCCCGCCAUCGCGGACCUUGAAGGCCUGGGUCGAGGAGCACGCCUCGCUCGUGCAAGCGGCAUCUCCUUCGCAGAAGCUGGCGAGUCUGCUCCAGCAGCCCGUCAGACUCGAUCUUCCGGUGCGAAGGCCGGGCCGGGGUCCACUCGAUUCGGGGCUCUCCGAGGCGAAGCCGAGCCCCUGGCAGAGCCCGUGGCCGUGGCAGUCGGAGCCUCUCGCGGGUCCAGGCCCCAGCCCGUCGAACCCCUCGAAUCGCCCGGGCCCACCCCAGAGGCCACGAGACGAGGAGCGCCGUAGCUCCGCCCCGGCCUUCGAGAAGAGGGUCACCAUGGCUCCGCACGCGCAUCAUCCCCCUGCUCCGCCAGCGAUGGGGAGAUGCAGCUCCUCCCCAUCCCUUCUUCGUGAGCCCGAGCUCAGGGAGUCCGAGCCCAUGGUCCCCGCGGACUUCCCCUCCACCCUGCGGCGUGUGCGGCGGGGCGCACCCAGCCAUGCCAAUAUUGCAGUCGGCACCACACGCAACACAAGUUGCACAGCAGGGUCCACAGGGCGCACAGGUAUGCACCGAGCGAGGGGCGCUGAACAGCUGCUGGAGCUGGCGGAUGCUCGGGAGGAUCUGAUGGCGGGCGCCUAUCUAAGGCCUUCAACUGCGGUGCAAGCCGCAGCUCCUCCAGCACCUCCUGCGCGCAAGCUGCAGAAAUCCAAGCCGGGCCACUUUGGGGCGCUACGAAGGACCUCCAACAUGAAAAGACCGCGACAAGCAGAGAUCGACGUGUCUCCGGAGGCUGUAGACCCCUACGCAGCAUCCUUCGCCGAAGUGUCGGAGGUCUCUGAAGGCCUUCUCCUGACCGACCACGACCGGGGGCUCGAGACGAAGAGCAUGGACUCCGGCUUCUACAGUUGGCCCUGGCAAGAAGGCAUUGAGCCUUUGGCAUCUAUGCUACGCUCCCUGGAGUUCCAAGUUGAAGCCCUUUUCGAGUUGAUGGAUGCCCAUUCCUUCAAGGAUGAGGCAGAUGCCUCCGUUGUUGACGUCAUCAACAGGAAGCGCGAAGCUCUCCACAACACGUUUGCGGCAUUGAAGGAGGCUCUGUGGUGGACGCGGCGACAGUCUGAACGGCCGGUGUCUACCUCCAUGGCCCCCAGGUUCUCGGGGCCUUGGGCCGAGGAGGCACCAGGACUGGACCCUGAGAGCAGUGGCCUCACGGAGCUCGAGGUGCUCCAAUCACAGCUGGCGAAGCGCAUCUCGGUCGUUGUGGAGAACGGAUCCGUGGAGAAGUUCAAGCCGAAGGAGGCGCAGGCGCCCAACUUGGCUUCUGCUUCGGCGACCUUGGCCCAGGCGCAGGAGGGCAUGACCAUUGCCUGGCCCGUGGUGCCUCCUAUACCAGAAGGCGAGGAGGACCGGUUGAAGCGAGACUUCCAGCUGCAAAGGUCACCGGUCAGACCAUCGAGUUGGCUCCGGGAGUUGCAGGCCUCCUGGGCCGCCGGGGCUGCGGCUGCCCGCGCGGAGCGCGAGCACACGGAGCCGGCGCCGUCGUGGCCAGCGUCGCGGCCGGAGACCCGGCCGCCCGAGGAAGCGACGUCAAAGGUGCAGAUCGCCGAGCCGGUCACGGCAAAGGACACAG